Messenger RNA from Lytechinus pictus (painted urchin), 3476 nucleotides. Its product is annotated as equilibrative nucleobase transporter 1-like. Gene Ontology annotation, molecular function: transmembrane transporter activity. The coding region runs from base 308 to 2287 and encodes 659 amino acids. Lineage: Eukaryota; Metazoa; Echinodermata; Echinoidea; Temnopleuroida; Toxopneustidae. The transcript is spliced from 10 exons. The record is from RefSeq and is a predicted model, not a curated record. Gene Ontology annotation, biological process: transmembrane transport.
GAUAAAUACUAGUAGUAACGUUCAAUGUCAAAGAAAUUGUGAACGAUCGAUCUGCUGUUAUCUGUUUUUCGAUGUAAACUAGUUUAUUUCGUUUCAGAUGAUUAUUCCUCUGUCCAUUUGCCAUGUUUGCACUGACCGACCAUGUCAAUUGGGUCGAUUCUUCGCAGUGGGAGACAGAACCGAGGACCUAAUUGAUCUGAUCACCACGAACAUUUACUGCAGUUCUGCACAGCUAUAGUUGAAAGGUAUAUUAAUACAUGCCCAACAUCGCUAAUGAGGACUCGAUAUCGCUAAUCAAUUAACGACCAUGGGUGCGAUCAGGACCGGAGAGGCCGUCGAGCGCGUCUUCGCUCUUCUCUUGACUUGUUUCGAGAAUCUCGUCCACGGCGCCAUCAUCUAUGGCUGGCCAUCGUUCGUCUUCGUCUUCAACCAGCGUGGUUACUUCAAUGAUCUCUGCGAUGAUGACGGGCCCAGCGAGAAUACCACAUCCUCAAUGAUCCACAAUAUCAGCACAGACACCUCAAACCCCAUCGCAGUAAUUGACAAUGAUAUGCCGUGUCCGGAGCAGGCCGAUCGUCUUCAGCUUGUCUUCUCCGUCGCUACGGCUUCUCAGACCAUUUCCAUGUUUCCAAUCGGUCUCCUUUUUGAUCGAUUUGGAACUCGAAUAUCUCGACUAGUCAUGAGUUUCUUAAUGCUGAGUGGAUACUUAAUGAUGGCGUUGAGCUCCCCUUCCUACUCCUUCCUUCUCUUUCCUGCAACUGUUUGUUUUACCCUUGGAGGCGUCAUCUUGCUCUUAUCAUCCAUGCAGAUCGGGAAUCUUUUUGGAAGAAAUAAAUCGACAGUCAUCACGAUAAUCAAUGCCAUGUAUAGCGCUUCUAUAAUCAUGUCUGUUAUCGCCAAGAGAUCACACGAGGCAGGAUUCUCCAUCAAUACCUUCUUCUUCAUCUUGACUGGAUCCGUAGUCCUCCUCAGCAUCAACACCUUUGUCUUCCUACCAACAAAGUUCAUCCCCUGGCCGCUACCUAGGGGAUACACAAUGACUCCUUGUCGGACUCCUCCGACCACCAAUCCCAACAAAGGAGAGGGGGCAUGCUACCAAAAUCGAGGGUACGGAGAAGAUCCUUCAAGUCCGCCACAGAGUAUACAUGGUAGAGAGGAUACCACCCCAAAGGACAUUUAUCUGGACAAAGGUAAAGCAUGCAUAGAUGGAUGUACGGUUAAGAAAGUACCUACAAGUGACGGUGGGGAGUGUUUAAGCCAAAAUAGAGUAGACUUUAUCGGAAGAGAAAGAGCAUGUGGAAUGGGCAAGACUGACCAAGUGGCAAGUGACAGAACCGCAACUGCAAACGGUAAUUGCGAAGAGAACAAAGGUGACUACUACAUAAGCAGUAGAAGCAGUGAGGAGAUAGACCCAACCAUGAAAGAAUGUAAUGGUGGCAUCCUUCACGUCCUUGAAAAUGGACUCUCCGAACAGAACAAAGUGGACAUUAGCGGUGUAGAGGUUUGUGGAGAUAUGCAUGAAAUAGUAGGAGGUGGAACAGAUAAAGGGAUUGCUGAUGAAAUCGAUGAAAGGAAGAGAAAGGAGUACGGAAGCCUUGGCUCGUGUCUCUGGUCGAUGCCCUUCUUCUUGUUGCUCCUGUGGCAGGCUUUCCUAGAGAUUGAUAUGAUCUUCACGAUUGGAACUCUCAAUUUCUUCCUAACCAGGAUGGCCGACGGUGAUGAAGAUAUGGUCAGCUGGUAUAUAGAUGCAUUCUCCAUCAUACAAUUCCUUGUUCUUAUCGUUGGCCCCCUUGGAGGUCUCCUCAUGGACAGGAACAACGUCUUCACGUCUUGCUCAAGAACCAGAAAACCCAAGUUGAGAAAUCAAUACGCGGACAUCCGGGACAGCUGUCUACCUCUUGCCUUAGCCACUCUUGCCUCCAUUGGUUACUCCAUCUGUCUCCUGAUACCUAGUCUCCAGCUCCAAUAUCUGACAUUCAUCCUCCUCCUCAUCGUACCAUCUUUGCUAUUUGGUAUUGGACCAGCAGUCGUCGGCAUCGUCUUCCCGAUGCAAUAUUUUGCCAGUGUGUACGGUGCGAUGAGAACGAUCAGUGGUUUAUUCAGCUUCCUCCAGUAUCCCAUCUUCAUCCUAGUCCAGACGUAUCUCGACAAUGAUCCAUUCUAUGUUACCGUUGGUUUCAUCGUUGCUGAUAUUUUGACGCUUAUCUUACCUGCCGCCCUCUACGUCAAGAGUAGACAGCAACUUUUGGGGACGCAUAACAACGACAGGGCAGACAGGAGUAAUUAAAACCCUCAUUCACUCUAAAACGCAACUCACCAAAAAAUUAAUACACGUCAUGUCCUCAUUAUUUGAUAUUAUAUACAAAUACAUAACUUCAUGAAAAAAUAGGGACGAGAUUUCACUGCAAAAUCUAAUUUAUUCCUUCCAUUAAAAUAGAAAAUUUAACAGCAUUGCAGCAGAACAAGUGAAAAAGUUUUAAAAAAAAGAUAAUCAGCUUGCUUUAUUUGACCUCAAUGGGAGAGGGUAUCAUUACAAUCAUGUAGUAUUGUCUUUAAAUUGUUGAUGCAUUUUCAUAUGGUGUAGCUUUAUAUAGAGCGAUACACUAGUGCAUCUCAGCCUCACAAAUGAGUAUUGUACAACAAACAAUAUUAUUAAUCUCCAAAUCAGAUAGAUUUCCUGCAAAUUGCCUUUUACUUUUAUAUUAACUGUUUUCAAUUAAAUUGAUAAAAACCUAUAGAGAUUGGGUGGUUCUUUUCAGGACCAACACUUGCCCAAGAAAGAUACAUGGUGUACCGUGAAACCUACUACACUAAAAGCCUAUUGUGCAUCAAUUUUGGCUAUAUAUGCCAAUACCUAUAACUAAUCGGACUCAAAAUAAGAAUUAACGAAAUUGUGUGAAGUGUGAACUGCUUAACGUGGUGAACUGUGCCCUGUUUCAUAAAGAAUUGUUAUAACAACAAAUGCACGAUUUCUAUAACAAAUUUACUACCAGCCAAUCAGAAUGGUGGAUUUCAGUAGCUUUUAACUGUUAAUCCAAAUUGGUUAUUAUAAACUGUUUCAUGAAACGGGCCUAUUGUCUCUUAGAAGAAAGUUGGCAGGUGGUAGGCCUUGAGAUCGAAGUCUGGAAGAGCUCGAGAAAAGCGUGGUGACACACGGUUACCCUGUGGUACAGUAAAUGUGAAGAGGGGGGGGGGUAAGGAAGAUGGGUUGGGAUUGAGUAAAAUGAGAGGGAGGGCAAAAUAAGAGAAGGGGUUGAUGAAUGACGGCAAAAAUCGAGAAAGGUCAAGAUGGUGUAAAGGGAGGAUGGGGGUGAGAGGAGAAAGAGAGGGGAAAGAGAGGAGUAUAGAUCCGAGGGUGAAUAAAGGGAGAGGUAGCGGAGAGAAAGGAUAGAGAAAGAAAAAAACAGACACAAAGAUGGAAAGAAAGAUUGAAAGAAAGAGAGACAGAAAGAAAGAAAGAUAGAAAGAAAGAAAGA